UCAGUCACUGUGGCUAGAGGCAGACUGCGCCGUAUCCGGGGAGAUGCCGCUGUACGAGGGCCUGGGCACCGGGGGCGAGAAAACCGCAGUUGUUAUUGAUUUAGGAGAAGCGUUUACGAAAUGUGGAUUUGCCGGUGAAAAUGGACCACGGUGCAUUAUACGCAGUGAGAUAAAGAAACCAGGGAUUCCCAAGCCCAUUAAAGUUGUCCAGUACAGUAUCAACACAGAAGAACUUUAUUCAUACCUGGUAGAAUUUAUUCAUAUGCUUUAUUUUAGGCAUCUUUUGGUGAACCCCAGGGAUCGUCGUGUAGUCUUAAUAGAAUCUGUUCUGUCUCCAUCUCCCUUCAGAGAAACACUCGCACGGGUGCUUUUCAAGCACUUUGAAGUCCCCUCUGUGCUGUUUGCGCCGGGGCAUUUGAUGUCUCUCCUGACACUUGGAGUCAAUUCAGCCUUGGUCUUGGACUGUGGAUAUAAAGAAAGCUUAGUGCUCCCCAUAUAUGAGGGUAUACCUAUCCUCAGUUGCUGGGGUGCCCUGCCAUUGGGCGGAAAAGCCAUUCACAAAGAACUGGAAGCAAACUUGUUGGAACAAUGCACUGCUGACACCGGGACAGCCAAGGAUCAGAGCUUACCAUCUGUAAUGAACAGUGUACCAGAAGAUAUCGUGGAAGACAUUAAAGUGCGUGUUUGCUUUGUAAGUGAUCUUCAGCGAGGAAUGAAAAUCCAGGCUGCUAAAUUCAACAUUGAUGGUAGUGAUGAGCGUCCCACUCCUCCUCCUGACGUGGACUAUCCUCUGGAUGGACAAAAGAUUUUACAUGUUAAAGGCUCUAUCAGAGAUUCCGUUGCAGAAUUACUGUUCGAACAGGAUAACGAAGAGAAGUCUGUUGCCACGUUAAUACUGGACUCCCUUGUACAGUGCCCUAUUGAUACAAGAAAACAGCUUGCGGAAAACCUAGUGGUUAUUGGCGGCACAGCCAUGCUUCCUGGAUUCCUCCACAGAUUAAUGGCGGAGAUAAGAUACUUGGUUGAGAAGCCGAAAUAUAAAGAAUCCCUUGCUACCAAGACCUUCAAGGUCCAUACUCCUCCUGCAAAGCCGAACUAUGUUGCCUGGCUCGGAGGAGCGAUCUUCGGGGCUUUGCAAGAUAUCCUUGGUUCCCGAUCUGUGUCUAAGGACUAUUACAACCAGACCGGCCGUAUACCCGACUGGUGCUGCCUUAAUAAUCCUCCUCUGGAAAUGAUGCAUGAGAUUGGAAAGUCGGCCCCCCCGCUCAUGAAGAGAGCCUUUUCUACCGAGAAAUGAUCUCGCUUCAUGGACGCCUCUCCCCUGGUGUAUAUACGACAUGCUUUGCUUGCCAGAAAGACUGUAAUUAACUCCUGAACCUUAUUAUUUAUUACAGCCGUAACGAGUAGCAGUUGUUCAUCUUUGGAAUCAUUGCCUGGAAGGUGGGGCAUCUUACCAGAGCUGAUCAUUCUGUUUCUUCCCUAGAUAUUUAUUUCAUUUUCAAUAUCUGGAAAGUAAAACAGAGUUGUUAGCUGCCACUAUCUGAUAUUGACAUUAGUGGAUCAACCCCUCAAUACUUUUAAAAUUGAAAUAUACACGGGGAA
Molecule: messenger RNA, 1602 nt
Organism: Spea bombifrons (plains spadefoot toad)
Lineage: Eukaryota; Metazoa; Chordata; Amphibia; Anura; Pelobatidae
Gene: ACTR10
Product: actin related protein 10
Exons: 13
Coding region: 44-1297 (417 amino acids)
Biological process (GO): retrograde axonal transport of mitochondrion
Source: RefSeq, a predicted model, not a curated record